Molecule: messenger RNA, 2023 nt
Organism: Plasmopara halstedii
Lineage: Eukaryota; Oomycota; Peronosporomycetes; Peronosporales; Peronosporaceae
Exons: 1
Coding region: 196-411 (71 amino acids)
Source: RefSeq, a predicted model, not a curated record
AUUACAAGCGGUUCAGGUGUUUCAAUUUUGACUUCUAAUGUUAGCCACCCGAAAUCAAUUACGCUUAGAAACCUUACGCAUCGCUUUCUUGGCCUUGGUCCGUCAACUCUCCGAACGGCAAAAUCAAAGCAUUUCGAGCCCACAAUGGGAUAGUUUGGCGUACCGACAUUGGAAGCGAACUCGGUGGGGGUAAUAAUGGAGAUCUGUAAGCCCUUGUAUACUACCCGCAAGAAACGGUCUUCAUUAUCACCGCCAAAAAAGGCAUUUCAUGUUCGAGUCAUCAAACCGACAGUCGCCAAUCGAUCGUCUCCGAUAGCUUUCGACUACCGCUGGAGUGCGUUGGCGGUAUACAUUUGGCUGUGUUGUCUGAAACUUCAAGAUGAAAGGAUCAUGAGCUCGGCACCCGGCUGAAAAGUCGUGGGGAUACGGCCAACCGAUGUUUGGAUUUCAUAAAUGCAGGCACGCCCGAGUGAUGUGUCGAGUGGUCAAAAAUUUUGUUCGGGGGACGUAUUGGCAUGCUUUUACUAUAAGUCAAAGGCAGUAUGUAGCUAGAUCGCACCACACAGUCUGUGUAUGCUCCCAGAGCAGUAUGGAAGCUAACCAGAGAUACUACUUAGCAGUUUUUGCGGAAUCAGUUUGCUGCUUCGUCUAUCUUCCUGCGGCGUUCUUUGACCACAGCUUCCUUCUGAGCUCAAUGCUUGCAGCUAAACUUCUUUUAUCACAUCUUGUCAUUCCCUGGGUUGCUUGAGACCUGAGUCACCUGGAAAGUGCGGUGUAUCACUCUCCUGAUGGCUUGGACCACGUCCGGGUAUUCGAGCACGUAUAUUGACAAACUCCAAGAGCAGCAACCCCGCUACUGGGACAUCGAACGAAGUGUAACGUAGUGGGCUAAGUAGUGUUUUUUUGCAUGAAUGAGGACCAGAAUACAGUUAUAUGUCUGGAGGGUGGUGCAUCAGGGAUCCACCGCUCCAAGUUGACCGAGCCAGCACCAAUACGAAACGAGAGCUUUUGUGAUUCAAUACAUGAAUCCAGAGGCGUUGUGAGAUUACUGAGCACGAAAUGGGACGCGUUGUCCUCGAACAGGCCGAUGCGCAGUUGGUCGAAAAGGAUCUUUUUGUCAGUACUAUGGAUAUACACAAAAGGACCCAAACUGCUAGGUAUCAAUCUGGAAUAGUCAGAUCGGGAAGCCCCAACGCCGUGUCAAAUUUAGGAAGUUCGAGCGGAGCAGAGUGAGCACUACAACGGACCGAAUGGUUGCCAGGGCUGUGCUGUCGGCAGGUAGCCAUCCUUUAUGAUCAUAUUGUUUAUUCACUGUCAGCAGCUUGAUGUUUUGCAACGAGAUCUCGGCCGUAGCUACUUUUUGGACCAACUUAAGAUUUCAUACAAUUAAAACCUUCCACGAUUUUGCUUGAUUUAUCUACCUUCUGCAGCUUAAGCACGCUUGCAUCCUCCGGUUAGAAGCCAUAUCCCGCACGGAGGGCUAGUAGUUCGUUCAUCAAAGGACCCUACAGCUGGACGUGAUCCUAUAGCAUCAAGCUUUAAUCGCAACGGCGCUAAGAGCAAGUUGGGGCGUAACAGGCGGUGAUUGUGCACUAAAAUUGACGCGAUUAAGCUACCGGUUUCAUGCUAGAGCCAAUAGUCAUUCUUUAAGAUUCGCGGCGCUGUGAACAUGAGCAUGAGGUCGAAGGGAGCCAAUACUUUGGAUGCUUGCACUAGCUCUUUUGGGCUAUCAGAUAACACCUUCCAUCACUGAGCCACACGCUAGAUCAGUCUCUCUUUUUUUCAACUUGACUUCAGUCUGUUUGUCCGAUUUGUUCGCAAACGUGGUCGACUUCUUACGCUCAGCACGCAGUUAAUCACAUACGAAUGUGCCAAGUCGCUGACUUGGGAGCUGGUGGCGGUCAUCUAUUGGGUCGGCAUGAUGAAAUAUGCUAGAGAUGCCGGGCACGAAGCGUAGUACGCCUCUAUUCAUGUGUUCUUGGUGUUCCGCAACACCUUGCGCGACCCCGCGAAGUUGAAGUCG